Messenger RNA from Erythranthe guttata (spotted monkey flower), 2905 nucleotides. RefSeq names its product glycerophosphodiester phosphodiesterase GDPDL4. The record is from RefSeq and is a predicted model, not a curated record. Gene Ontology annotation, biological process: lipid metabolic process. Lineage: Eukaryota; Viridiplantae; Streptophyta; Magnoliopsida; Lamiales; Phrymaceae. Gene Ontology annotation, molecular function: glycerophosphodiester phosphodiesterase activity.
AAACAACUAAUUAAUUUGAAACAGAUGGAGUAAUAAUUGAUUUCCAGUUAUUGAUGGUAAUUAAAUUCAUUAAGCUAAUUUCUAUGGGCAUCCAGAAAUAGUUAAUAAAACAAAUUUAAUCCCAAAAGUAGAAAUAAAUCAAUAAAUAAGCAAAGCAGAAGGCCUACUCACUGAAGUCUGAACAUGCAAUGCAAGCUGAAAUAAGCAAAAUGAAAACUGCCCAACUCUCUCUUUCCCUCUCUCUGCGUGUAUGUAUAUAUGUAUGUAUCUUUUUUGCGCGUGGACCCUGCGCGUGUGUGUGUAUAUAUGUGUCUGUGUGUGUAUCCGCUUCUCAGUUCCUAAACAGAAGAGAGAAGAGGAGGUUUGCUGUAAGCCAUUGUUUAUUUAUCAAUUGAUUGUAACUUCACUUCUCCAAUCGGAAUACCCUGGAAAAGAGCAAUUAGGGUUACCGAUAUACUUAUCUAAUUCACCGGCGAAAUGUGUAGACCAUGGCAUUUCUGCACCUUGAUUUUGUUUUUCUGGCUUUGCUCAUCGCCGCCUGUUGUCGCCGGCCGCCGAGGAUCUAGCAGCGGAGGCGGCAAAUGGCAAACGCUUACCGGAAAUCCGCCUUUGGUUAUAGCAAAAGGUGGAUUUUCAGGGAUUUUUCCCGAUUCGAGUUUGAAUGCCUAUCGAUUAGCUGUGGAGACUGGCUUGCGUAAUUCACUUGCGUGGUGUGAGGUUUACCUCACGAAAGACGGAGCUGGAAUCUGCUUCCCGGAACUGCGGCUGGAAAAUGCUUCGAACAUCGGUGAAGUUUACGGAGACAAGCACAACACCUACACCGUGAACGGCGUCUCAGUCGAAGGGUGGUUUGCUCUGGAUUUCACCCUCGAUGACCUGGCAUAUGUCCAACUGAGACAAAGGAUCUAUGCACGUUCCGACAAGUUCGAUAGUACUGCAAGUUCAGUUCAAUCUGUCGACGAUGUAGUUGACCAAGCAAAUCCAGUUGGAUUAUGGUUAAAUAUUCCGUACGACGAAUUCUACAGCCAGCAUAAUCUGAGUGUGAGGAGCUUUGUUAUUUCUGCAACCAGACGAAUGAAUGUUAGUUAUAUUUCAUCACCCGAGGUGGGCUUUUUGAGAAGUACCGUAUCACGAUUCAGAACAGGCCCGACAAAGCUUAUAUUUCAGUUUCUUGGACCGAACGAUAUCGAGCUUUCGACCAACCAAACGUAUAGCUCGCUGGCCAAGAAUCUUACAUUCAUCAAAACCUUUGCGUCGGGAAUUCUUGUUCCCAAGAGCUACAUAUGGGUAGUUGACAGCGGCUUGUAUUUACAGAACUACACCUCUCUCGUACUGGAUGCCCAUGAAGCUAGUCUGCAAGUAUUCGCAUCCAAUUUUGCGAAUGACGCAUUUAUGGCAUAUAAUUACAGCUACGAUCCUGUGGCUGAGUAUCUCUCCUUUAUUGACAACGGCCUAUUUUCUGUUGACGGCGUGUUGUCCGACUCCCCAAUUACCGCAUCUUCAACCAUAGAUUGUCACUCACAUAUCGCCAAAAAUGAGACAGCGCAAGUUGAACUUCUGAUUAUAUCUUCUGAGGGAGCCAGUGGGGACUACCCUGGCUGUACCGACAAGGCAUAUGCUAAAGCUGUAUCAGAUGGCGUAGAUAUUCUCGACUGCCCCGUUCAAAUCACAAACGAUGGAAUACCCUUCUGCUUGGGAUCGAUCAACCUCAUGGAUAAAUCCAAUGCUGUCGAAUCAAUUUUCAGCAACAUGGCAACAACUAAUCCAGACCUUAACAUAAGAGAUGGAAUUUUUGCCUAUAAUCUCACGUGGAGCCAGAUUCAGACGUUGAAGCCUGCUAUUUCUAAUCCAUAUUCAAACUACUCUCUGUUUCGGAAUCCAAGAGCCAGAAAUGAUGGGAAGUUUAUGCAGUUAACUAACUUUUUAGCGUUCGGUAAUAAUUCAUCGUCUGUCAAAGGAGUCUUGAUCAGUAUAGAGAACGCCGCAUACUUAGCUGAAAAGCAAGGAUUAGGUGUAACCGACGCUGUGCUGAAUGCUUUACGAAAAUCCGGUCAUAAUAAUCAGACAUCCAAGAAAAUCAUGAUUAAAUCCAGCGACAGUGCCGUGCUCGAAAAAUUCAAGAGCAGCGGAAAUUACGAGCUUGUUUACCUAGUCGGUGAGGACAUAAGCGACAUCUUGAACUCGACCAUUGUUGAGAUCAAAGAAUUCGCUACUGCCGUGGUCAUCUCUAAAAGAUCCGUCUUCCCCACCGAUGAGUCCUAUAUGACUGGUCAAACAAGUGUUGUUCCAAAGAUACAGGCAUUUAAUCUCCCAGUCUACGUGCAGAUCUUCCAGAACGAGUUUGUAGCUCAAGCAUGGGACUUCUUUUCCGAUGCGUAUCUUGAGAUGUUAAAUUACGUGGAUGCUAUGAAUAUUAAUGGCGUCGUAACAGAUUACCCGGCAACAGCUGCAAAAUUCAAAAGAAAUCGAUGUCUCGGGUACAAAAAUAGACCACCAUACAUGACUCCUGUACGGCCCGGUGGUCUUAUCAGUCUUAUGGCGCCCGGCUCUUUGACGCCAGCUGAGGCUCCAUACCCGGUUUUGACGGGUGAUGACGUGGCGGAGCCUCCUCUACCAGCUGUCAUCGAGAGAACAGAUGGCAACGGCUCAACGGCUCCAGCUCCAAGAAAUGGUCAGGCUAUACUUAUUCCAAGCAUCACCACCACCCUCAGUACUAUUGCUGCUUCUGUUGCAAUUUCCAUCAUUUUUUAAUAAUGUUAUAAUUAAAUUUGAUAUCACUCUGUUUGUUUGGCAAAGGUGAUGUACUCUUUAUUGCAUCUUCUAAUACAUGGGCUAUUAUAUAUAUAUAUAUAUAUAUAUAUAUAUAUAUAUAUAUUAAAGCAGUGUGCGUGCAUGCAGCCAAAUU